CCCCGCCUCACUGCCAGCCGGGACACACGGCAAAGCCCCACAGAACGCGGAGCCGCGAAAAACAAGCCCCCAGCAUCCGCGACUUUGAAGCAGCGUUUAAACCAACCCCGGGAUCCCGCUUGUCGCCAGGGGACCUGGCAAUCGGACCGCGGGGGCGGGGCCAGAGAGCGGGCUCCCGGGCGCGGGCUGGAGCGGGGGAGGUGACGUUUCUGGCGGGAGCGCGCGCAGGGCGAAGGGAGCGGCGGCAGCAUGGAGGCGGGCGCACGUGUCUCCGCGCUCUGGGUCUAUCGCUCCGCGGCGGGCCCCGGGCUCUCGGUCUCCCUGCGGAGCAGGCGCAUAAAGAAGCGGCCCAAGCAGAGCAAAAGGGGGGUGUCCGGGGAUUGUCCCGCUCCAGCGCGGCCCGGGAAGGCGGAGCAGCCCGGAGCCCCCCAGCCCGGCCGGGGCGCAGCAGCGGGGCCCGGGAAGGGGGAGCAGCCCGGAGCCCCCCAGCCCGGCCGGGGCGCAGCAGGAGGAAAGCUGGGAAGGAGCCGGAAGGGGAAGCAGAGAGAUGGGUACGUGGACCCCAUGCAAAGCCAAACUUCAGGGCUGCAGGAAAUCUCCAGUCCGCAGCUGGCAGGGGUGGCACCGGUGGGAGCGGGAAGGGGGGCCAGCAGCCCGGGGCCCCAGAAGCCCAUCACCGGCCCCUCUCUGCAUGACCUUCUCCAGGAGCUGGGUCGAGUCCAGCACAGCAGGCAGCGGGCAGCCAAGCUGUUUGAGUGGCUGAUUGCGCCCAUCUCCCCACAGCAGUUCUUUGAGCAGAGCUGGGAAAAUAAACCCCUCCUCAUUCGGAGACACAACCCAGCAUACUACCAGGGGCUCUUCUCCACAGCCACCUUCGAUGCAAUCCUGCGGGACAAUGAUGUCCAAUUUGGGGUAAACUUGGAUGUAACAAGCUAUGUGGAUGGGACGAGGGAAACCCACAAUCCUGUUGGCAGGGCGCUGCCCGCUGUAGUAUGGGAUUUCUACAGGAAUGGCUGUUCCCUGCGGAUGCUGAACCCGCAGGCCUUCUCUGCCACCGUUUGGCACUUCCUCUCCAUCCUACAGGAGCAGUUUGGGAGCAUGGCUGGAGCAAACACGUAUCUGACACCCGCGGGCACACAGGGCUUUGCUCCACACUACGAUGACAUUGAAGCUUUUGUGAUCCAGCUUGAAGGGAAGAAGCACUGGCGGGUUUAUGGUCCUAGGGAUGCUACAGAGGUGUUGCCCCAGUUCUCAAGCUGUAACUUUGCUCAGGAGGAGAUUGGGGAGCCCAUUAUGGAGACAAUACUUGAAGCUGGGGACCUGCUUUAUUUCCCCCGUGGAUUUAUCCAUCAGGGGGACUGUCUUCCUGAUGCACACUCACUCCACAUAACUGUUUCUUCAUACCAGAGGAACUCCUGGGGAGAUCUGCUGGAGAAACUCCUACCAGCAGCCUUGCAGAUGGCCAUAGAAGAGGAUGUGGAGUACAGGCAAGGGCUCCCUAUAGAUUACUUAGAAUAUAUGGGGGUCCUGAACUCAGAUGUGGUUGAUUCUCGCCGAGGUGCCUUUAUAGAGAGAGUACAGAAUUUGAUGAAGAAACUGGUGGAUUAUGCACCAGUUGAUGCUGCAGUGGAUCAGAAAGCUAAGUUGUUUCUUCACGACUGCCUCCCUCCCGUGCUAACUGAACAUGAAAGGGCACUGAGUAUACAUGGUCUUCCAGCCAGGUGGGAAGAUGGAGAUGUUCGUGAUGCUGAUAUACCGAUAAAGAAAGGGACUCAGGUACGGCUGCUCCGUCAGGGCAUCAUUAGGUUGUGUAAUGAAGGAAAUGGUGUGCUGCUCUAUUACACAACAGAAAACUCAAGAGUGUACCACAAGGAGGAGCCCAAGUACUUGGAGAUAGAUCCUGAGUUUACAGAUGGUAUUGAAUUUCUGCUUUCUUCCUAUCCAAAAUAUGUCUGUGUGGAGACCCUUCCAUGUGAUACCUUGGAUGAUAAGAUCUCCUUAGCUACCUUCUUGUUUGAAAAGGGCCUGCUGAUUACCAAGAAACCUCUGGUGCCUAUGUAAUUUGUUUAAAUUAUGAUCAAAAUAAAUAUACUGAUUGUUUA
Molecule: messenger RNA, 2102 nt
Organism: Mauremys mutica (yellowpond turtle)
Lineage: Eukaryota; Metazoa; Chordata; Testudines; Geoemydidae
Gene: RIOX1
Product: ribosomal oxygenase 1
Exons: 1
Coding region: 250-2061 (603 amino acids)
Cellular component (GO): nucleolus
Molecular function (GO): histone H3K36 demethylase activity; histone H3K4 demethylase activity
Source: RefSeq, a predicted model, not a curated record